Molecule: messenger RNA, 4242 nt
Organism: Bursaphelenchus okinawaensis
Lineage: Eukaryota; Metazoa; Nematoda; Chromadorea; Rhabditida; Aphelenchoididae
Source: the annotation of a GenBank genome assembly
AUGAAUGGAAAGAAGAAGAGAAGCCAGAAGUCAAAGAAGAGCCAACACCAGGCAUCGAAGAAGGGAAAGGACAAGAAAAAGAAGGCUUCAAAGCCUAAAGAGGUAUGUUUUUCAUUAUUGUUUUAUAAUGUUUAGGUAUUAUUAUAUUGGAAAGAAGGUUUUUGCUAUCUAAAGUUUUGGAAAAGAAGUUUUUGCCGUUUUGUUUUGUUGGCUUAAAGUGUAAUACGUAAAAUGGCAGUUUUCACAAAUUUUUAGAGUGAUUUUUACCCAAAUUUAUAAAAAAUAAAUAAAUUUCACUUGUUUUAGAGCACAGUAGAGAUCUACCCAACAUUAACCACAAAGAAAAGAGAGGUAGAAAAGCCAAUGGAGGCCAAGUUCAAGCGUCUAGAGGCUGAACUCGAGGCGGAGAAGGCCAGAUCCAAGAAGUUAUCAGAAGAAAUAGAAGCCUUGAAGCUGGAGCGAGUGUCAUUGAAAGAAGCUCAUGCCGCUGAAGUAUCGCUGAAUGAAGUUGAUCACAUCAGCAUACCAGACCAAUCGACUUGGACUUCAAGAUCGAAUGUUUCUGGGAACAAAAUAUACGGCGACAACGCAGUCGGCAUUAACACUGGAAAAGCGACAGUAGUUAAUAAAACGGUACUAUUUUUAUUGAAACCUACUAAGAUUAAAUUUGAGUAACAUGAUGUCUUUUUGGGUUAUAAUAAGCACCGAAAAAAUUUUAAUCUUGCUUUUGCUAAUAAUUAAAUGUUAACUUUUACAGGUAAUAAAAAACAACAUUAACUUGUUUGUGGCCCCAGACGUGUUAACAAACCGGUCAAACGAUUUGGACGCAAGGUUAUCGCAAUAUAGACUUCUAAAAAGACCGACUCGAGUAAGUUUUGCGUUCCAAAGUUAUCUUUUUAGUUGAAUAUACUAACAACUAAAUUUACAUCUUAGAUUAUAUGGAAUAACAAAAUUUUUGUUUAAUACGUAGUUUCAGGCCGGAAACUUGAAGCACAUUCCAAGAGACACCGUUUUCAAUGUUAAUUACGACUCCCGAUUGUUUAAGGAAGUUCUUAAGGUGUUAACAAGACGUGGCCUUCAGUCAGAUGAUGAGCGAUACAAAGUCAAGAUGUUACGUUUUCUAGUUGCGGCCAACGAAAACGGACACCAUUUUACACCGCACAAGCUUUAUCUCGCUGAAGGUUUCAUCCUACUCAAAGAAGCAUUUAGUCCAUUAAGAGCACUUGAAUUUCAUAAACAAUAUUAUUAUUUGUCUUAAUAAAACAUAAAUAAUACGUAAAUAUGAGUAAGUUUUGAAUUGUUUUGUGCAUGAAAAUUUGUGGAAGCGAUAGUAAAGUACUUAUAAAGUGUUUUGUUUACUUUUUCCGAUCGCAUCUUUAAUAUGCGAGACCUUUAUGUGAAGGUUUCUUCCUUUUUCGUUAUCCAAAACAUUACGCGUCCAACUGGGCCGGUUCCAACAGGGCCGAUUUGCCUUAUAGUAUGUCCGGGCUAUUAUCCUAAUAAUAUCGUAGUAAAUUGCAAUGCUAAGGGUUAAAUACCACAGUAAAGUUGUAUUUACCUCAACAUAUAUAUAUACCAUAGUAAAUGAUGGUAUAUUGGCAAACAAUAUUAAAUACUUGUAAAAUAUAAUAGUUCUACAUAAUUUUGGAAACAUAUUACUAUGUAAAUGACUUUUCAAGUAAAAUCAUGAUUUUACUACAUAUAUAUACAAUGGUAAGUCAUGGUAUCUUGGCAAAAGUUGACUAAAUUGAACUUGGCGGAAGCUUUAGGGGAUUUAGCGGAAGCUUUAAGGGAUUCGGCGAAGACUUUAAGGUGUUCGGCGGAGAGUCGGCGGAGACUUUAGGGGAUUCGGCGGAGAGUCGGCGGAGACUUUAGGAAGUUCGGCGAAGGCUUUAAGGUAUUCGGCGGAGACUAUAGGCGAUUCGGCGAAGGCUUUAAGGUAUUCGGCGGAGACUUUAGGAAGUUCGGCGAAGGCUUUAAGGUAUUCGGCGGAGACUUUAGGGGGUUCGGCGGAGACUUUAGGGGGGUUCGGCGGAGAGUCGGCGGAGACUUUAGGGGAUUCGGCGGAGAGUCGGCGGAGACUUUAGGGGAUUCGGCGAAGGCUUUAAGGUAUUCGGCGGAGACUAUAGGCGAUUCGGCGAAGGCUUUAAGGUAUUCGGCGGAGACUUUAGGGGGUUCGGCGGAGACUUUAGGGGGGUUCGGCGGAGAGUCGGCGGAGACUUUAGGGGGAUUCGGCGGAGAGUCGGCGGAGACUUUAGGGGAUUCGGCGGAGAGUCGGCGGAGACUUUAGGAAGUUCGGCGAAGGCUUUAAGGUAUUCGGCGGAGACUAUAGGCGAUUCGGCGAAGGCUUUAAGGUAUUCGGCGGAGACUUUAGGAAGUUCGGCGAAGGCUUUAAGGUAUUCGGCGGAGACUAUAGGCGAUUCGGCGAAGGCUUUAAGGUAUUCGGCGGAGACUUUAGGAAGUUCGGCGAAGGCUUUAAGGUAUUCGGCGGAGACUAUAGGCGAUUCGGCGAAGGCUUUAAGGUAUUCGGCGGAGACUUUAGGGGGUUCGGCGGAGACUUUAGGGGGGUUCGGCGGAGAGUCGGCGGAGACUUUAGGGGAUUCGGCGGAGAGUCGGCGGAGGCUUUAGGGGAUUCGGCGGAGAGUCGGCGGAGACUUUAGGGGACUCGGCGGAGGGUCGGCGGAGACUUUAGGGGGUUCGGCGGAGACUUUAGGGGAUUCGGCGGAGAGUCGGUGGAGACUUUAGGGGAUUCGGCGGAGACUUUAAGGGAUUCGGCGGAGAGUCGGCGGAGACUUUAGGGGAUUCGGCGGAGAGUCGGCGGAGACUUUAGGAAGUUCGGCGAAGGCUUUAAGGUAUUCGGCGGAGACUAUAGGCGAUUCGGCGAAGGCUUUAAGGUAUUCGGCGGAGACUAUAGGCGAUUCGGCGAAGGCUUUAAGGUAUUCGGCGGAGACUUUAGGGGGUUCGGCGGAGACUUUAGGGGUUCGGCGGAGAGUCGGCGGAGACUUUAGGGGAUUCGGCGGAGAGUCGGCGGAGACUUUAGGGGAUUCGGCGGAGAGUCGGCGGAGACUUUAGGAAGUUCGGCGAAGGCUUUAAGGUAUUCGGCGGAGACUAUAGGCGAUUCGGCGAAGGCUUUAAGGUAUUCGGCGGAGACUUUAGGAAGUUCGGCGAAGGCUUUAAGGUAUUCGGCGGAGACUAUAGGCGAUUCGGCGAAGGCUUUAAGGUAUUCGGCGGAGACUUUAGGAAGUUCGGCGAAGGCUUUAAGGUAUUCGGCGGAGACUAUAGGCGAUUCGGCGAAGGCUUUAAGGUAUUCGGCGGAGACUUUAGGGGGUUCGGCGGAGACUUUAGGGGGUUCGGCGGAGACUUUAGGGGUUCGGCGGAGAGUCGGCGGAGACUUUAGGGGAUUCGGCGGAGAGUCGGCGGAGGCUUUAGGGGAUUCGGCGGAGAGUCGGCGGAGACUUUAGGGGACUCGGCGGAGGGUCGGCGGAGACUUUAGGGGGUUCGGCGGAGACUUUAGGGGAUUCGGCGGAGAGUCGGUGGAGACUUUAGGGGAUUCGGCGGAGACUUUAGGGGAUUCGGCGGAGAGUCGGCGGAGACUUUAGGAAGUUCGGCGAAGGCUUUAAGGUAUUCGGCGGAGACUAUAGGCGAUUCGGCGAAGGCUUUAAGGUAUUCGGCGGAGACUUUAGGAAGUUCGGCGAAGGCUUUAAGGUAUUCGGCGGAGACUAUAGGCGAUUCGGCGAAGGCUUUAAGGUAUUCGGCGGAGACUUUAGGGGGUUCGGCGGAGACUUUAGGGGGUUCGGCGGAGAGUCGGCGGAGACUUUAGGGGAUUCGGCGGAGAGUCGGCGGAGACUUUAGGGGAUUCGGCGGAGAGUCGGCGGAGACUUUAGGAAGUUCGGCGAAGGCUUUAAGGUAUUCGGCGGAGACUAUAGGCGAUUCGGCGAAGGCUUUAAGGUAUUCGGCGGAGACUUUAGGAAGUUCGGCGAAGGCUUUAAGGUAUUCGGCGGAGACUAUAGGCGAUUCGGCGAAGGCUUUAAGGUAUUCGGCGGAGACUUUAGGAAGUUCGGCGAAGGCUUUAAGGUAUUCGGCGGAGACUAUAGGCGAUUCGGCGAAGGCUUUAAGGUAUUCGGCGGAGACUUUAGGGGGUUCGGCGGAGACUUUAGGGGGUUCGGCGGAGACUUUAGGGGGUUCGGCGGAGAGUCGGCGGAGACUUUAGGGGAUUCGGCGGAGAGUCGGCGGAGGCUUUAG